Messenger RNA from Triplophysa dalaica, 1866 nucleotides. It is a transcript of the gene cysltr3, whose product is annotated as cysteinyl leukotriene receptor 3. Gene Ontology annotation, biological process: G protein-coupled receptor signaling pathway. The transcript has 2 exons. Gene Ontology annotation, cellular component: plasma membrane. The record is from RefSeq and is a predicted model, not a curated record. Gene Ontology annotation, molecular function: G protein-coupled receptor activity. Lineage: Eukaryota; Metazoa; Chordata; Actinopteri; Cypriniformes; Nemacheilidae. Bases 188 to 1306 code for a protein of 372 amino acids.
AGCAGUGCGGCUGGAGAGCUCGGGGUCAUUCGCAAACAAGAUGCUUUACAUGAACACGCAAACUUUAUAAAGGAAGAAAAGAAAGUGGUCAUUUUUUUAAACAUGUUGUUUUAUCAGUCGCACUUCAAAGUUGACACUCGUGGAGUUGAUUUAUGCGUUCACGGACGAAGAUGAAUAUGCAGAAAAAAUGACAGCUCCUGUGUUGAAUUCAGAAUCUCCAUGGUGGACCAACAUCACCAACCAAACGAACCCGGACCAGAAGCAGACAUGUGACAGCAGCGAGAACUUCAAAUAUUUGGCCUACACCAUCACAUACAGCGUGGUGUUCCCCAUCGGACUCAUCAGCAAUGUCGUGGCUUUGUUCGUAUUCUUUCGUCUCACCAAUAAGAAGACGGCCAACACAGUUUUUAUGAUUAACUUGGCCAUUUCAGACGUUGGCUUUUCUUUGACGUUGCCCCUACGUUUGGUUUAUUACUUCCGAGGCUGUCAUUGGGAUUUCUCGGACUGGCUUUGUCGCUGGUGUGUCUUUUCCUUUUACGUCAAUCUUUACACCAGCGUUCUGUUUCUGACGGGACUCAGUGUGUUACGCUACAUUGCUGUGCUUCACCCCUUAAAAGUCGUCUAUUUGGUCUCUGUGCGGAAGGCCAGCGUGGCGUGUUUGGCCAUCUGGAUCUUCGUGUCUUGUUUGUCGUCACCUUUCCUCAUGUCAGGUACGAUACUGCGGCAGAAUAAGCUGCGCUGUUUUGACCCUGGAAACGACACGUCCUGGAAUCGCAUCUUUACUCUAAACUAUGUUGGGGUUUCGUUUGGAUUCGUUAUUCCUUUCAUUACAAUAUUAGUCUGCUAUAGCUGCAUUAUCCACAAACUAGCCACGAAAGGGAAAGAUUUGAAGAUGAACAAGCGGGAGCACCGCACGGUUUAUUUGAUCGUAGUUGUGCUCAGCACCUUCCUCUUGUGCUUUCUGCCGUAUCACGUGGUGCGAACGGUUCAUCUCCAUGCGGUGGUGUCAAAGAAGCCCUGUCCGCUGGUGGAGAUGUGGCUGAAGGUUCUGGUGGUCUCUCUCUGCACGGCGGCGUCCAACAGUUGCUUCAAUCCUCUGCUGUAUUACUUUGCAGGAGAAAACUUUCGCACAUCCAUUGGCAGAGUGUCAAAAUUUCGAAGAGUCAAUUCCAGCACAAGGUCGAGAAGGGGAACGCGUAAUUCUAGCAUCAACAACAAUUCGCAGAAACAGCAAAGCUACAAGGGUGCCAGGCAAGCCUAUAGAGACCACGCAGACCCCAGCGGGCUGGCCGAAAACAAGGAGUAGCAGACCAAGUCAAGAAAUGCAAACCUUUAGAACUUCAUUGCUCUGAAUGUAAGAGAAGGAGGGGGAAAGGUCAUUAGCACAUCAUCACAACCCUCACUCCUUGCAUCAGAUCUGAACUCAAAAACUUCUCAAGACAGCAAAUCACAGACCAGACGGAAACGGGAAAUGUAAAAGUAAAUUCAGUGGAACAUUGAGUGGAAGUUUGUUUACUCUCAUCACAGUCUGUUUGAUAGAAGACAGGAUGAAAAAGGUCAAAUUAACUAUCACAGUGUAUAUAUAAUCCACACUUUGAGAGUUUUUAACAUUGGCGAUUUUUCUGUGUUGUAAAUAAGUAUUAUUAUAUCCUGUUAUUAUUGGCUAGCCAUGUAUUUAUUAAAUAUAUCCUCCCUGGGUAAAAGCAUCAAUGCAAACUCUACAGGACGAGUUUGAUUAUAAUACAUUAUACACAGUAUAUUAGAAAUGACAUCUCUUCCCUCGGUUUUGUUCUACAUUAAUGGUGUGAAAUGAAAUGUUUACUGAUGAAAUAUAUUUAACAAUAAAAUAGCUUGUACAAUCAACAA